This is a messenger RNA of Solanum stenotomum, 1467 nucleotides long. Its product is annotated as protein PMR5. Gene Ontology annotation, molecular function: O-acetyltransferase activity. The transcript is spliced from 5 exons. Lineage: Eukaryota; Viridiplantae; Streptophyta; Magnoliopsida; Solanales; Solanaceae. The record is from RefSeq and is a predicted model, not a curated record. Bases 84 to 1262 code for a protein of 392 amino acids. Gene Ontology annotation, cellular component: Golgi apparatus.
UUUCUUUCUUCUCUCUAUAUAUCUUUUUCGCUUUAUAAGUACACUUUUUCUGCUCUUCCUUAACCUUUUUUUAUUUCUCCCAAAUGGUGCUUCUCUCUUCAUUAUCUUCUUCUUCAACUACAUUAUGUCUUCUUCUUUUGUUACAAUUUUAUGUAGCUUUAUCUGUUAUAUUAUUAAGGAACCACCAUAAUAAUAACCAUAAUUACAAUAACCCAAAUCACAGAAACCCAAUUCUUCAAGGGAAUCAAACUUCAUGUUCUCUUUUUAUAGGUAGUUGGCUUUACGAUGAAACUUACCCAUUUUACCAAUCAGCUUCUUGCCCUGCCGUCGAUUCACAGUUCAACUGUCAACUCUACGGCCGACCCGAUACUGAAUAUCUGAAAUAUCGAUGGAAACCGGCGAACUGUGAGCUACCCAGGUUUAAUGGGCUUGAGUUUCUGUUGAAAAUGAAAGGGAAAACAGUGAUGUUUGUGGGUGAUUCAUUAGGCCGGGAUCAAUGGGAGUCGUUGAUUUGUAUGAUUUCAGCUGAUGUACCAAAAGCUCAAACACAGAUGUCGAGGCUUUACCCUAUUUCAACUUUCAAGUUCCUGGAUUAUGGAGUGGCUAUUUCAUAUUACAAAGCACCAUAUCUAGUGGACAUAGACACUGUGCAAGGCAAAAGAGUGCUAAAAUUGGAUGAUAUAAGAGGAAAUGCUAAUGCUUGGCAUGGUGUAGAUGUAUUGUCUUUUAAUACUGGUCAUUGGUGGACUCACAAAGGCCCUCUCCAAGGGUGGGACAACGUAGAAGCAGGAGGGACAAUGUAUGAAGACAUGGAUCCACUAAUGGCAAUGGAGAAAGGGCUAAGAACGUGGGCAAGAUGGGUUGAUGCCAAUAUUGACAGAAGUAGAACCAGACUCUUCUUUCAGGGCAUUUCCCCUACGCACUACAACCCGAGUGAAUGGAACGUGGGUGCAUCAACAGGGAGUUGUUACGGGGAGACCAUCCCCGUAACAACCACCCCGAUGACGAGCACAUACCCAGGUCCGGAUUUGGAUCAAUCAAAUGUGAUCCAAAAAGUAAUAAGAGAAAUGGACAACCCACCUUUCUUUCUAGACAUAACACUGUUAUCAACAAUGAGGAAAGAUGCACAUCCAUCCAUUUACAGUGGGGAUCUCAAUUCUCAGCAAAGAAUUAACCCUAACAAACCUGAUUGUAGCCAUUGGUGUCUACCUGGCCUGCCUGAUACAUGGAACCAACUAUUUUACACUGUACUUUUCUACUAACUUAUUAUAGGACUAGCUAGCUUGUAGUAGUAAUUUUUAGUUUUUUGCUAGCCCUAUUGAUGCAAAUUCAUUUUAGGAGACACAAAAUGUUCACACUAAUGCAGCUAAUUAAUUAAGAUAAUUGUUAAAUGAGUUUAUAUAGUGAUUGAAUCGGCAUUGUUGAUUUGUGCUGCUUAUGAAAGAUAUUAUUUGGUAUUAUUCACUA